Molecule: messenger RNA, 447 nt
Organism: Solanum verrucosum
Lineage: Eukaryota; Viridiplantae; Streptophyta; Magnoliopsida; Solanales; Solanaceae
Exons: 1
Coding region: 1-447 (148 amino acids)
Source: RefSeq, a predicted model, not a curated record
AUGAUUGAGUUUGAUGGAUCAUUGGAGGGAGAGCAAGUGUUGCUAAAGGUUUCACCCAUUAAGGGUGUGAUAUGUUUUGAUAAUCAAGGUAAGAUUAGUCCGAGGUAUAUUGGGUCAUUUGAAGUUCUUAAGUAUGUGGGAGACGUGGCAUAUGAAUUGGCUUUGCCUCGGGGAUUGUUACGAGUGCACCCGUUUUUUCAAGUAUCUAUGAUGAAGAAAUACAUGGUGAUGGGAACUAUAAUAUUCGUUAUGGUUCAAAUCCUACUUAAUGAGAAUUUGUCUUAUUAUGAUGAGCCUGUAGCUAUUCUAGAUAGGGAGAUCUGCCAGUUGAGGUCGAAGGAGAUUGCCUCUAUGAAGUUCCAAUGGAAGUAUCGUCUGAUUGAGGAGUCCACCUCAAAGACUGAGAAUCAUAUGCAUAGAAGAUAUCCACACCAUUUUACCAAUUAA